Messenger RNA from Capsella rubella, 1347 nucleotides. RefSeq names its product pentatricopeptide repeat-containing protein At5g27110. The record is from RefSeq and is a predicted model, not a curated record. Gene Ontology annotation, cellular component: intracellular membrane-bounded organelle. Gene Ontology annotation, molecular function: RNA binding; protein binding. Gene Ontology annotation, biological process: RNA modification. Lineage: Eukaryota; Viridiplantae; Streptophyta; Magnoliopsida; Brassicales; Brassicaceae.
UCAAUUUAUUGUUUUUCCUAAGCUUGAUUCAAAUGCUAACUACAGUUUGGAGAGAGAUUACAUUCUUUAUACUUGUGUAUUUUAAUCUUCAUUCAAAUUUCAAAGUGUCGGAGACAUGCGAGGUGCUCAAGCUUUAUACUUUCUCCAAAGAGCAACAACGAGCUUAGCUCAGCAUUUGUGUCAUCCUGCACCGCUUGUUGUGAUGCCUCGUUUGGAGUUUAGUUCGUUUCUUCAAGAAAACCCUAGCGGCAUCGUCUAUACCCAUAACCGUAAAAUUGAUGAAUUGAUUAAAUCCGGGAACUUGAUCACUGCACAGGAAGUGUUCGAUGGAAUGUCUGUACGAGAUGUUGUUACUUAUAAUCUUCUUAUUUCUGGCUAUAGUCGGAAUGGGUGUUCUUUAAGAGCUUUUGAACUCUAUGCAAAGAUGGUUACUUGUGGUCUUAGAGAGAGUGCUUCCACGUUUCCUUCGGUUCUGAGUGUAUGUAGUGAUGGAUUGUUCUGUAGAGAAGGGAUUCAAGUUCAUUGUAGGGUGGUUUCACUCGGGUUUGAAUGUAAUUUGUUUGUUAGAUCUGCACUUGUGGGUCUUUAUGCCUGUUUGCAGCUUGUAGAUGUUACUUUGAAGUUGUUUGAUGAAAUGCCUGAGAGAAAUUUACCAGUUUGUAAUUUGCUGUUGAGAUGUUUUUGCGAGGCUGGAGAUUCCAAGCGGUUGUUUGGUGUGUUUCAUAGGAUGGAACUUGAAGGUGUUACUGAAAAUGGGUUAACUUAUUGUUAUAUGAUCCGUGGUUGCUCUAAUGAUCAGUUGUAUUAUGAAGGGAAGCAAUUGCAUUCCCAAGUGAUUAAAUCUGGAUGGGACAUGUCUAAUAUAUUUGUAGCUAAUGCGCUUGUGGACUUCUACUCUGCUUGUGGUGAUUUAUUUGAUUCUAUGAGAGCAUUCAAUGCUGUCCCAGAAAAGGAUGUGAUAUCGUGGAACUCGAUUGUUUCUGUAUGUGCAGAUUAUGGGUCUGUGCUUGAUUCUGUUGAUUUGUUUAGCAAGAUGCAGUUUUGGGGGAAGAGACCUUCGAUACGGUCAUUCAUGUCUUUUCUAAAUUUCUGCAGUAGAAACAGCGAUAUUCAGUCCGGUAAGCAGAUCCAUUGCUAUGUCCUCAAAAUGGGUUUUGACGUUUCAAGUCUUCAUGUGCAGUCUGCCCUAAUUGACAUGUAUGGAAAGUGCAAUGACAUUGACAGUUCUUGUUGGUUUACCAGAGUUUGCCUGGCUUGAGCCUUGAGUGUUGUAACUCGUUGAUGACUUCUCUGAUGCACUGUGGCAUUACUAAAGAUAUCAUCGAGAUGUUUGGUUCGAUGAUCAGU